AUGGUUUCAUCUUUCAGUCGUAGGCCAGGCAGAAAUGCUCUUUCAAAAUACUUAAUUGCUCUAUUGAGCUAUGGGGGUGUUCCUCAAGAAUUCUUUUGCAACUUGCUUACAAAUGCUUUGGAAGAGACUCGAAAUGUGUACUCUGAUACGCCUGCAGCACUAACAGUUGCUUCCAAUUAUGAUGGACUAGAAGUUGGAGUUGUGGAACGAAGAAUGAUUUCUUCUGGAAUACCACUUAGCGAACCAUAUCUCCAGCAUUGUCUGUCAAGUCUGGAAAGUGGCGAGAAAAUCAAACUUAAACAAGGGAAGAUACCAGUCAGUGAAAGCUUUUACCUGAUGGGGACAGCAGAUCCUACUGGUGUAUUAAAGAACCAUGAAGUCUGUGUUAUCCUUGACAAUGGUCAAAUUUCAGGGAAGGUAUUAGUGUAUCGGAAUCCUGGCAUGCAUUUUGGGGAUGUUCAUGUUAUGGAGGCUGUAUACAAGGAGGAGUUGGAAGAGGUGGUUGGCAAUGCCAAAUAUGGCAUUUUCUUUUCAACCAAAGGGAAAAGGUCUGCAGCUUAUGAAAUGGCAACUGGUGAUUUUGAUGGAGACAUGUAUUGGGUUUCAAGAAACCCUGAGCUAUUAAAAUAUUUUAAAGCAAGUGAACCAUGGAAACGCUUCUACUCAACACCUGCUGAUUCGAAGAUAAGAAAUCCACAUAUGGAGUUGGAACAUGAACUUUUUCAGUUAUUCCAAGAAGCUCGGGAACGAAGGCAUUCACUUUCUCUGGCAGCAGAUAGCUGGCUCACAUUUAUGGAUCGGCUCUUGACGUUAGGUGAUGAUUGUGCCUCUGAGAAGCAUUCUUUGAAGAAAAAGAUCAUUCAGUUGAUUGACAUCUACUAUGACGCACUAGACGCCCCAGAAAGUGGGAAAAAGGUUAAAGUUCCUAACGAGUUGCGAGUGGAGAUGUAUCCGCAUCACAUGGAAAGGGGGGCUGAGUUUAGCUACCACUCGUCCUCUAUAUUGGGCCGAAUAUACGAUACAAUACAGGCGUUUAAAAACGAGGCUGUGCCCGGAAAAGAAAUCUGGAAAUUGCCGUGCCUUGACGAUCCAAACCCUGAGCUAUACCUCAAGUGGAAGGCUAGGUAUAAAGAUUACCGAGAAGAAAUGACAAGUGCCAUGAAAUCCAGCGACGAAUCUAAGGAUCUGGCUGCACGUGAUGUUAUCCACAAGUACAAGCAGUUGUUGUAUGAAGCUCCUUGUAUGGAAGAAAGUGCAAAGAAUACUGAAGAGAUCUAUGAGGAAUCUGUCGCUAUAUAUCAUGUGGUGUACGACUAUGCAAUGCGUCAUGGUGUGACGAGAUGCAGUUUUGCAUGGAAAGUAGCAGGGUCUGCACUGUGUGAUCUGUGUGCCUGGAAAUUAGCUGGUCCAAAGGAGGAGCCGAUUGCAAUUUUACCGUCUGUUCUUCGCGAGUUGUUGAAAUAGUGGCAAGCAUGGCUGUGCUUGUACUGAAAUGCAGCCUUAUCCUCAUCUUUGUUGUACAGUCUGUAUGCAUGCCUAUGUGUUCUCUGUGUAUCAUAUGUCAUUCUCUGUGCCUAUGCUUGCCUAGCUAUCACUUCGGGUGACUUGAGUAUUUAUAGUUACAUUAACUAUGAACUGAUUCGAGCUUUACAUGUUUAGAAACAUGUAUUUUGGC
This is a messenger RNA of Sesamum indicum (sesame), 1675 nucleotides long. Its product is annotated as putative RNA-dependent RNA polymerase 5. Gene Ontology annotation, cellular component: nuclear RNA-directed RNA polymerase complex. Gene Ontology annotation, molecular function: RNA-directed RNA polymerase activity. NCBI's taxonomy places the organism in Eukaryota, Viridiplantae, Streptophyta, Magnoliopsida, Lamiales, Pedaliaceae. Gene Ontology annotation, biological process: siRNA processing. The record is from RefSeq and is a predicted model, not a curated record.